Messenger RNA from Myripristis murdjan (pinecone soldierfish), 3016 nucleotides. RefSeq names its product Sec23 homolog A, coat complex II component (gene sec23a). The transcript has 20 exons. The record is from RefSeq and is a predicted model, not a curated record. NCBI's taxonomy places the organism in Eukaryota, Metazoa, Chordata, Actinopteri, Holocentriformes, Holocentridae. Bases 186 to 2480 code for a protein of 764 amino acids. Gene Ontology annotation, biological process: intracellular protein transport; endoplasmic reticulum to Golgi vesicle-mediated transport; COPII-coated vesicle budding. Gene Ontology annotation, molecular function: zinc ion binding; GTPase activator activity. Gene Ontology annotation, cellular component: COPII vesicle coat; endoplasmic reticulum exit site.
GUGGCGCCUCGGCGCCGCCAUGUUGUUUUGCUGUGUUGUCAACCGCCGGUGAAGCAGCGCCGCGCCGCGCCAGGUGAGCCUGUCCGCCUCCCGCCUGUGUCCCGCUGUCUCACCUCAGUCUCACCUGAGUCUCACCUCAGUCUGUCCCGCUGCAGUCUGACACCGGUGUGUAGCUGCCUGUUGCCAUGGCGACCUUCCCAGAGUACAUCGCUCAGAACGAGGAGCGUGACGGCGUGCGCUUCAGCUGGAACGUGUGGCCGUCCAGCCGCCUGGAGGCCACCCGCAUGGUGGUGCCGGUGGCGGCGCUGUUCACCCCCCUGAAGGAGCGCCCCGACCUGCCGCCCAUCCAGUAUGAGCCGGUCCUCUGCAGCCGCGCCACCUGCCGCGCCGUGCUCAACCCGCUGUGCCAAGUCGACUACAGAGCCAAGCUGUGGGCCUGCAACUUCUGUUACCAGAGAAACCAGUUUCCUCCGACCUACGCUGGGAUCUCGGAGGUGAAUCAGCCGGCGGAGCUGCUGCCUCAGUUUUCCACCAUCGAGUACGUCGUCCAGCGGGGCCCCCAGAUGCCCCUGGUGUUCCUGUAUGUGGUGGACACCUGCAUGGAGGACGAGGACCUGCAGGCUCUGAAGGAGUCUCUGCAGAUGUCUCUGUCUCUGCUGCCGCCCACCGCGCUCGUGGGCCUCAUCACCUUCGGCCGCAUGGUGCAGGUGCACGAGCUGGGCUGCGAGGGAAUCUCCAAGAGCUACGUGUUCCGAGGCACCAAGGACCUGAGCGCCAAGCAGCUGCAGGAGAUGCUCGGCCUGACCAAACCAUCAGCCUCCCAGGGCAGAGGGCCUCAAGCUGCCCAGCCGCCUCUGUCCAACAGGUUCCUGCAGCCGGUGCAGAAGAUCGACAUGAACCUGACCGACCUGCUGGGCGAGCUGCAGCGGGACCCCUGGCCCGUCACCCAGGGCAAGAGGCCGCUGCGCUCCCUCGGAGUCGCCAUGUCCAUCGCCGUGGGACUGCUGGAGUGCACCUUCCCCAACACGGGCGCUCGCAUCAUGACGUUCGUGGGCGGGCCGGCCACGCAGGGGCCCGGCAUGGUGGUGGGCGACGAGCUGAAGACGCCCAUCAGGUCGUGGCACGACAUCGAGAAGGACAACGCCAAGUUCAUGAAGAAGGCCACCAAGCAUUACGAGGCUCUGGCAGGCAGAGCGUCCUCUAACGGCCACAUCAUCGACAUCUACGCCUGCGCUCUGGACCAGACCGGCCUGCUGGAGAUGAAGUGCUGCGCCAACCACACAGGGGGCUACAUGGUGAUGGCGGACUCCUUCAACACGUCUCUGUUCAAGCAGACCUUCCAGAGAGUUUUCACCAAAGAUGUUCAGGGAUCCUUCAAGAUGGCCUUCGCUGCCACGCUGGAGAUCAAAACGUCCAGAGAGAUCAAAGUAUCUGGAGCGAUUGGCCCGUGUGUGUCUUUGAACGCCAAAGGACCCUGCGUCUCCGAGAACGAGAUCGGCACAGGUGGAACCUGUCAGUGGAAGGUGUGCGGUCUGGACCCGAGCACCACGCUGGCUCUCUACUUCGAGGUGGUGAACCAGCACAACGCUCCGAUCCCGCAGGGCGGCCGUGGGGCCGUACAGUUUGUUACCCAGUACCAGCACGCCUCGGGACAGAGACGCAUCAGGGUCACCACCACCGCCAGGAACUGGGCUGAUGCUCAGACUCAGAUCCAGAGCAUCGCGGCGUCCUUCGACCAGGAGGCGGCAGCCAUCUUGAUGGCGAGGCUGGCGGUGUACCGGGCCGAGACGGAGGAGGGGCCGGACGUCCUGCGCUGGCUGGACCGCCAGCUGAUCCGCCUGUGUCAGAAGUUUGGAGAUUACCACAAAGACGAUCCCAACUCCUUCAGAUUCUCAGAGACCUUCUCCCUCUACCCACAGUUCAUGUUCCACCUGCGUCGCUCGCCCUUCCUGCAGGUGUUUAACAACAGUCCAGAUGAGAGUUCUUACUACAGGCACCAGUUCAACAGGCAGGACCUGACGCAGGCGCUCAUCAUGAUCCAGCCCGUGCUGUACGCCUACUCCUUCAACGGGCCGCCCGAGCCCGUGCUGUUGGACAGCAGCAGCAUCCUGCCAGACCGCAUCCUGCUCAUGGACACCUUCUUCCAGAUCCUCAUCUACCAUGGAGAGACGGUGUCCCAGUGGCGGAAGGCGGGGUACCAGGAGAUGCCCGAGUACGAGAACUUCCGUCACCUCCUGCAGGCGCCGGUGGACGACGCCCAGGAGCUGCUGCACACCCGCUUCCCCAUGCCCAGAUACAUCGACACGGAGCACGGGGGCAGCCAGGCUCGCUUCCUGCUGUCCAAGGUGAACCCGUCACAGACCCACAACAACAUGUACGCCUGGGGCCAGGAGUCUGGCGCCCCCAUCCUGACGGACGACGUCAGCCUGCAGGUGUUCAUGGAUCACCUGAAGAAGCUCGCCGUCUCCAGCGCUGCCUGACAUCCCAGCUGCUCUCUCACUGUUUGUUUUGCUUUUGCUGCCUGACUUAACCCAAUAAACACUCAAACAACCCGCCUACCCGCUGUUACUAUGGUAACCAGUAAGUCAACCAACCACAGCUCAGCCCUGACCAGCCAGUAACCAGUAGUCUCGCAGUGCGGCGUCCAAUCAGAGCAGCAGUGAAGGAUCUCCAUCCCGUUCCUGCUGAUGUCCUGUCGUCUUCCUCGCCAUUCAGAUCUUUUUCCUGUCAGACUUUAUUGUAGCCGUGAGAAUCUGAAUUCACUUUGGACUAGUUAGGAAAACCAAACUGCAAGCAAACAAAAAGGAAACCUCACCAGAAACACAAAGGAGAUCUACGACAGCGUGUUAAUGCCGCCAUAGGAAAAAAAGAAGUAGCACUGCGGGGACGGGGGGUAUUCUGAGAAAAAACUGAAAAAAUUCAGAAAUUAUAAAAUCACAAAUUUAUGAAACCCAGCUGUUCUCCUCCUGUGGGAUCCAGUCUGAAGGAAAUCCUGCUGGUCUGAGUCCAGAACCCC